AUGCCAUUCUUCGGCAACUUCCCGGGUCGAUCCUCGAUCAGCAAACUCCCGCCCUUUGCCAAACCCACGUCCCCCAUCCCUCUAUACUCAAAACAUCUUCCUCUCAAGACCGUCAAUAGCACGCGUCCCAAGCUCUCGCUCGAAACGCUAUCUUCCUUCAAAAUGUCUUCCGGCAAAAUGUCUUCUGGCAAGAAGACUCGUUGGAUGCCAAAUGACAUACGGGGCAUUUUACACCACAUCGUCAUUAUUCUGCCUUUAUUUAUCCUCCUCCCCAUCAUUGGUUUCAUGGGCACCUUUGUGUCACAGCUUAACGCGGCCUCUUCUCCUGUCCCGUCUUUAUUGAAUGCGACAUUCGCUUUUGCCUGUUUAGCCUCGGUGUAUGUCUUCAUCCGAUGGAUCCUACUCAUUCGUAAUAAGAAGAUUUGGGUCUGCUUCUACUUCUUUCCCGACUUGUGUUUCUUCGGCGUCUUUCUCCUUCUAACUAUUCUCCCCCACAAACCUAUGGCGGCUAUGAAGUGCACCUCUCUCCCCAAACAUGGCGGCAACACGGCCAACUUCAUACACUCGUUCUACGCCAAUGCCGGUCAAGCAACAGGCGACAAUUUCGAGUGGUUGGUUGAUCCUAGCCAGGAGCUAUGCCGUCAAAUCCAGGCCAUCUGGGGCCUGUCCUGGGCAGCAUUCUUUUGGUUCAGUGUUUAUAUGAUCGUCGACUGGAUUUACGUCAGCCGGGGCGAAGGUUCUGCAAAUGCCCUGCGCAGUGCCCGAAGCCUUGGGACAAUGGCCAUGGCGACGGCACAGCACCAGGACUGGAGGCCACUGUAUGAUGGCGACGAGAAUCUCGGCGGGAACAUCCCCGUUCAGAUAUCCAACGGCUGCUAUCCCAACUUACCCCGGCCACCCGCGGCAGCGAAAAAGACGAAGCGCAGAGUCAGGCAGCAGGCUGAGGAGAUACCACCGCUACCACCACUGCCGGCCUUCGUGGCUCAAACGGCUGACAGUUCCCUCAUCUUCCCCCAGGUCACAUCUUAG
Molecule: messenger RNA, 1029 nt
Organism: Trichoderma virens Gv29-8
Lineage: Eukaryota; Fungi; Ascomycota; Sordariomycetes; Hypocreales; Hypocreaceae
Exons: 3
Coding region: 1-1029 (342 amino acids)
Source: RefSeq, a predicted model, not a curated record